AUGUAAUACUAUUGCUAACUGCAUUAGUCAAUCUUUACUUCAGUUUGCAUUCAAUAGGAUUGCACAAAAAAAGGACCAUUGUGUGAUAAAUGUACAGAUACUCAUAAAAAUCAUGUUAUGCAAAAUUUAGAAACAUAUUUCAAUGACUACACAAAAUACUUGAAUAUGGAGUAUUAAGCAUAAAUAUUGUAAAAAUUAGACUAAAUGAAAUAAUACUUCCAUGAUAAGAUUUCAUCUUUAUAAAUCGAUGUAAAUUUUAUAGAUGAAAAAAGAAAAAAAGAAAUCAUGAAAUAAUUGAAAUAAGAGAAGAUGAGUCCCCAAUAAUUUCAAUCUAAGGUUAUUGAAUUAAUACAAAGAGAUUAACUGAAGGACAGAGAAUAUUUAGAACAAUUCUUUACACAAAUAGUUGAGAUAGAGAAGAAUAUGAAAUUCUAAUUUUCACAAUUACCCAAGAAAUUCAUAUAAGCUUAACAUCAUCAUCAACCAUCUCAUCAGUCAUAAUAAAUAAUUAACAAUAAAUCCAAUCUUUCAAGCGAAGUCAGAGAAUUAUCCCCAUAACUAUCAAAUCGAUCUAAUAAAUCCAAAGAACCAAUAUUCUCAUAAAAAUAAACAAGUCAAUCUCCACUUUCAAAAUAGUUGCUUUAAAGAGAUCUGAUGCCAGUCGGUUCAUUUAAUAAUUCUAAAUUAAAAAACUAUUUCACAGAAUAAGAUUCAUAAGUAUCUCCUUAAAAUUCAUUCAAAAUUGUUAAACCUUUUGACAUUGAUAAAUCAUCCAACUAUCAAAGUAGAAUCGAAGGAGAUCGAUCAAAAUCAAAAUCAUAAAAUGCAUCAUUCGAUUAAUUCAAGAAAGUUGAGCCAUUCAAAAAUGUCUAGCAAUCAUAAAUUAUUGAAGUCCCUUUAACAACUAAGUUUGAGAAAUCUGAACAACUAGAUCUACUAUAUAAUCAAAAAUAAAGCUCAAAUAAUCUAUAAGAAUUACCAUAAUAAUAAAUAGUUGGUUAUUAUUCAAACCAAAGGACUUUAACCCAAAAAGAGAAUAAAGAGUCCCUUCAAAAGUCUCCUUCUAACACCAAAGUAUAAUUUUCAAUAAAAGAGGAAAAGUAAGUAUAAUCAAAUUCAAAUCCAUAAUAAAGUGAAAUCUAUAACUAAUUUUAAAAAAGUUAAGUGUAUGAAUCUUAAAAUUUUGAUUUUGGAUAAAAGUUCUAAAAUCAAAAUCAAGAAGUUCAGCUAUUUUAAACACCUUAAUAGAGUACAAUUAUUAGAGAAAAGGAAACAAACAACUUUUAAAAUGGUAUGAAAUUGUCAGCAUAAUCUGCCAUAUCAGGUAUAUAAAAUGAAAAUAAAUCGUAAUAAGAUAUAUCUUUUAUCAGUUCUAAAUCAUUAAUUUCUCCUUAAAUUAAAAUAACCUAAAAUUUACCAAAUCCAUUAAAAAUUGAAAAAGAUGAAACUUUAAAAGUUCAUGAUAAAAGUGUUAAAGAUUUAUGUUUUAUGGAUGAUGAUAAGAUUAUUACUUGUUCAAAGGAUUCAACCAUAAAAAUUUGGGAUAAGAGAACUAAACAAUUAAAAACGGAAUUGAAAGAUCAUACAGAUUAAAUUCUAUGCAUUGCAUUUUCAUAAAAAAGAAUAAUAGUUAGUGGAUCAGUUGACAAAACAGUUAGAAUAUGGAAACCUUCUCCUUCUUGGAGGAUUGCAUUUGUUUGUUAAGGACAUUAAGAAAGAAUAAGAUGUGUAGACUUUGUGGGAAAUUUCAUUCUCUCUGGAUCUGAUGACACAACUCUUAAAUUAUGGGAUUUAGAUGGAUAAUUAUAACAUUCAUUUAAAACGAAUGGUAGAGUUAGUGCCAUGAUAACAGAUAAAAACUUGGUAAUUGUUGGAAGUGAUACCAAAACAAAAAAUAAAUAAUAAGAGAUAAUAGGUCAUAAGAAUUUGAUUUUGUGUCUAUAACUAAGCAGUUUAUAGAACAAAAGGAUUUUAUUAAGUGGAUCAAAAGAUCAUUUUGUUAAAAUAUGGUCUUAUCCUUAAAUUUAAGAAAUUAGAACUUUUGAAGAUGAUUACUCAAUUCAUUCUUUGUUCUUUGAUCAAAGUUCAUAAUACUUAUUUUUGGGUUAAAUGGGCUUUGAGUAAGAAGGUAAAAUUUCUAUUUGGAAACUGGAUGAUCAGCCAAAAAAAAAAUAAGAAAUCAUUUCUAAUCCUUAUGGAUGUAAUAAAGUAUUAUAUGAUGGGAGAUAUCUAUAUAGUGCGCAUGAAAACAAAAGAAUGGAAAUUUAUUCUAUUAAUGAACUUUGA
Molecule: messenger RNA, 2286 nt
Organism: Paramecium tetraurelia
Lineage: Eukaryota; Ciliophora; Oligohymenophorea; Peniculida; Parameciidae
Exons: 4
Molecular function (GO): protein binding
Source: RefSeq, a predicted model, not a curated record